Messenger RNA from Ilex paraguariensis (yerba mate), 399 nucleotides. NCBI's taxonomy places the organism in Eukaryota, Viridiplantae, Streptophyta, Magnoliopsida, Aquifoliales, Aquifoliaceae. The record is from the annotation of a GenBank genome assembly.
AUGGAGACAAGUCAAACUUUAUCUAAAUGCACCUUGCACUCUUGUGCAGAAAUUAAAGAAGUGAGAAAGAGAAAGGAAAGAGCAAAAGAACUCGAAGGCCUUGAUAUGAGCAACAUUGUUUCAAGUGCACGCAGAAGGUCCACGGCGAGCUUUAUACCUCCUCCAAAACCCAAAGUUCCCGUUGAAAGUGAUGAGGAUGAUGUGGAAGAUACUGAUGAUGAUGAUGAUGAUGUUGGGGACGAUGAAGACAACGACAGUGAUGGUGAGGAUGACAACGAUGUUGAUGACAGUCAGGGUGGAGAGAGUAGUGCAGUUAUAAUUGCACAGGUGAAAACGUCUGCUGUGGUCUGUAGUGCUUCUGCCAUUUUGCAGUUCACUGUUUUCAUUUCCAUGUUUUAA